Seriola dumerili (greater amberjack) is the source of this 2004-nucleotide messenger RNA. RefSeq names its product sodium/potassium/calcium exchanger 3-like. Bases 1 to 2004 code for a protein of 667 amino acids. Gene Ontology annotation, molecular function: calcium, potassium:sodium antiporter activity; calcium channel activity. NCBI's taxonomy places the organism in Eukaryota, Metazoa, Chordata, Actinopteri, Carangiformes, Carangidae. The record is from RefSeq and is a predicted model, not a curated record. The transcript is spliced from 18 exons. Gene Ontology annotation, cellular component: membrane. Gene Ontology annotation, biological process: calcium ion transmembrane transport; intracellular calcium ion homeostasis.
AUGAGUACCAGUAUCAGGACCAGUAUGAGUACCAGUAUCGGGAUCAGUGUCAGGACCAGAAUCAGGGCCAGUAUCAGGACCAGUAUGAGUACCAGUAUCGGGAUCAGUUAUCAGGACCAGUAUGAGGAGCAGUAUCAGUACCAGUUUCAGGACCAGUAUGAGGACCAGUAUGACUACCAGUAUCAGCACCAGUAUGAGGACCAGUAUGACUACCAGUAUCAGCACCAGUAUGAGGACCAGUAUCAGGACCAUAUGAGUUCCAUGGUUGUGGAGGAGGCGAGAUGGGGCAGUCGUCACCUCCUGCAGGAGAUCUAUGACAACGAGUCCAAACUGUACUCUGAGCCUGAGAAGAACUGUACUGAACCAGCGAUCCAUGAGUUCCCUAGAGAUUACUUCACCAACCAGGAGCGAGCUGAAGGAGCUGUGGGCCUGCACGUCUUCUUUGCAGUCUACAUGUUCUAUGCCCUGGCGCUGGUGUGUGAUGACUACUUUGUCCCCUCACUAGAGAAGAUCUGUGAGCGUCUUCAUCUGAGUGAGGAUGUUGCAGGAGCGACCUUCAUGGCAGCAGGAAGUUCAGCUCCUGAACUGUUCACAUCUGUCAUUGGAGUGUUCAUCACUAAAGGUGAUGUCGGGGUCGGCACCAUUGUGGGCUCAGCCGUCUUCAACAUCCUCUGCAUCAUUGGAGUGUGUGGGAUAUUCACUGUACAGACGAUUCGUCUCUCCUGCUGGCCUCUGCUCAGAGACUCUGUCUACUACACCCUGUCUAUCUCUGCACUUAUAGUGUUCAUAUAUGAUGAGAAGGUGGUUUGGUGGGAAGCUCUCACGCUGAUCCUGAUGUAUUUCGUCUACAUUCUGAUCAUGAAGAUGAAUUCCUAUGUGGUUCGUUUCCUGGAGAUAAGGAAGAAAAACUCGCCGUCUCUGAGGAACGGAGCAGCCAGUAACGCUGAGCUGGACGAUGGAUGUGACGCUACAGCUGUUCUGUUAAAGAAAGCGAACCACCAUAGGAAGCCAUCAGUGCUGAUGGUGGACGAGCUGCUCUCAGCAUACCCCCAUCAGCUGUCCUUCUCUGAGGCCGGCAUGAGGAUCAUGAUCACCAGCCACUUCUCCCCCAGAACCCGCCUCACCAUGGCCUCACGGAUGCUCAUCACUGAGAGGCAGCGUCUGAUCAACACACGGACUUUGACCAAUGGAGACUCUGAUGUUCCUGGGAAAGGAGGAAGUAGGCGGGGCAUAGAAAAUGGGCUGUCCGGGGCAGAGAGGGGUGUCAAUGUUCACCAUGACGACCGAGAGGCGGGAAAUGAGACGGAGAACGAGGACAAUGAGAACAACGAAAAUGACGAAGAGGAAGAGGAAGAGGAUGGAGACGGACCCUUUGUACCCUUCCAGUGCCCAGCGGGGAUGUGUAACAAGCUGAAGUGGCUGCUGGCCUGGCCUCUGUGCCUGCUGCUAUACUUCACCGUCCCCAACUGCUCCACGCCUCGCUGGGAGAACUGCUUCAUGCUGUCCUUCGUCGCCUCCACCAUGUGGAUCGCCGGCUUCUCCUACAUCAUGGUCUGGAUGGUUACUGUCAUAGGCUUCACUCUCGGCAUCCCCGAUGUCAUCAUGGGCAUCACCUUCUUAGCAGCUGGCACCAGCGUACCUGACUGCAUGGCCAGCCUUAUAGUGGCAAGACAAGGACUGGGAGACAUGGCCGUGUCCAACUCCAUUGGCAGUAAUGUGUUUGACAUCUUGGUGGGGCUUGGUCUCCCCUGGGCUCUGAAGACCCUGGCUAUCAACUACGGCUCUGAUAUCAAACUGAACAGUAAAGGACUGAUCUUCUCUGUGGGGCUGCUGUUGGCGUCUGUGUUUCUGACUGUCCUCGGAGUUCACCUGAACAAGUGGACGCUGGACAAGCGUCUUGGUCUCGUGUGUCUCCUCCUCUACUCCGUCUUCCUGUGUUUCUCCUGCCUCAUCGAAUACAACAUCUUCACCUUCGUCAACCUGCCCACCUGUCGGGACGGCUGA